GAUGUUUUCCUGUCGCCCUGGCUGCUGGCAUCUUUCUUGUGCAACUGCAUAAGUCAGGGCAUGAAUACUGGUUCCUGGAAGAGCAUUUGGGGCAGGCAUUGCUGAUGAUAAGUUCCUCAGGUGAUCCUGACUACCAUGCCUGGGCAUUGAUGGUUUGGGGUACGGCUGUUUAAGAUGGCAGAGAGAGGUGGAAAUGAAGAAGCAAUUAACUUGAACAGUUUCCGUAGUCACAGAGGGAAAGACCGGAUAAACCGCAGGGACGAAAAGCUUAUCACCAUAUCAGAUUCCUCAGAUGAAGAGUUACCAUUGUUGCUGGAAACACCGGCAGAGCAGCAGCCUGAGGAAGACGAUGAUGACAUAAUCAUCUUGGCAGAGACCCCAAAGCAUCAGCAGCUUGUGCGUCCCAUUGUCAUCAGACCUGCUGCUCAAUGGCAGAGUGCAAACGAUGUGGCAGAAGGAGGAUCUAAAAGUGCUGUCGAGCCCAUGGGGAGCAUAUAUCUACAAGAUGAGAAGUCAGCUCUUCUGUGCCAGGGAGACCAGCAUGUUCACAUGGGGAAGGGCAGUGCUGGACCGAGCAGCAAUGAGAAUAUGAACUUUGCCUUGCAGCAGCCUGGACCAUCUGAGCUUGAUAGCCUCAGGUCUGAACUUACAAGUAAGCAGGAGCCUGGCCCAAGUUUGCUUCCAGCAGCAACGACUAGUCCACAGCCUGUCAUUGACAGAGAAAUCAUUAGUCUGGAGAAUGCAGACCUUCCACCGCAACAAGAAGAAAAGGUGAAAGUUGAGGGAUGGCAAAGAGAGGACUCGGAGCCAGAGGAAAACCUCAGAGGAGCAGCUACUGUAGCUACCACAGGCCAGGAGAUCCAUCAGAAGAGCCAGCUGGAUCACCCAUACUUCCAGCCCCUGGAAGGCGAGCCACAUGCUCUAUUAAGUGGUUGUGCUCCUCAGCAAGGGCAGCCUGAAGCAGACACAGGAUCUCUGAGGUCAUAUGGAGAGGAGGCUCCUGGGCCAGCCUUCCCCCGACCUGAACCACAGCAGGAUGGGAUUCCAGGUCCCGCUUCACCCCAGCCAGCGCAUCCACCAGAAGAAACAGGUCAGCAGGCAGCAAUAGACAAUGAACAGCCAGGUCCAGCGUUCCCCACACAGGGCUGUCACGAACUUGGCUCUGGUAAUGCGCCAGAACAGGGUGCUGCUGGGCAGGAGCAAAACCUCACUGCACUGCUCAUCAGAGAGACAGAAGCAAGAUUCCCAGAUGUGAAGAAGGAAUAUAUCGAAGACCUAAUCAGCAUCAAGAACUGCAAUGACUUAAAUGUACUUUGUAACUUUCUUCUGGAAAAUCCAGAUUACCCAAAGAAGGAAGGCAGAGUGGUUUUAAACCCCAGCAGUAGCCUGCUUGCCAGCCAAGAUGAGACAAAGGUGCCUAAAGUGGACUACUUUGACUUCUCCAAACUCGCCCCACUUGACCAGCGGUGCUUUAUUCAGGCGGCUGACCUCCUGAUGGCAGACUUCAAAAUGCUGAGCAGCCAAGACAUUAAGUGGGCACUACAUGAACUCAAGGGACACUAUGCAAUCACACGAAAGGCAUUUUCAGAUGCUAUCAAAAAAUGGCAGGAGCUGUCUCACGAAACCAGUGGGAAACGAAAGAGGAGGAAAGAAAUGAAUCAGUAUUCAUAUAUAGACUUCAAAUUUGAGCAAGGGGAUGUGAAAAUUGAGAGGCGCAUGUUCUUCCUGGAGAACAAGAGACGGCACUGGAGGUCCUAUGACAAGCGCUCUCUGCUCCCAACGGUGCUACUAGAGCAGGAAUUCUAUGAGCAGAAAGUUAAAGAGAUGGCAGAGCAUGCAGACUUCCUCCUUGCUCUGCAGAUGAAUGAGGAGCAGUAUCAGAAGGAUGGUCAGAUGAUAGAGUGCCGCUGUUGUUAUGGGGAGUUUGCGUUUGAAGAGCUAACUCAAUGUGCAGAUGGUCACUUGUUCUGCAAGGAGUGCCUAAUUAAAUACGCUCAGGAGGCUGUCUUUGGCUCUGGGAAGUCAGAGCUCAGCUGCAUGGAAGGCAGUUGCACAUGUUCAUUCCCCACCAGCGAGCUGGAGAAAGUGCUUCCAGAGAACAUCCUCUGUAAAUACUAUGAGAGGAAGGCUGAGGAGGAGGUGGCUGCUGCCUGCGCAGAUGAGCUUGUCAGGUGUCCAUUCUGUAACUUCCCAGCUCUACUGGACAGCGAUGUGAAGCGGUUCAGCUGCCCUAAUCCCCGCUGCAGAAAGGAAACUUGUCGGCAGUGCCAAGGCCUGUGGAAGGAGCACAUGAACCUCACGUGUGAGCAGCUGGCUGAGAAGGAUGACAUCAAAUACCGGACGUCCAUAGAAGAGAAAAUGACAGCCGCCCGAAUUAGAAAAUGCCACAAGUGUGGGACUGGCCUAAUUAAAUCGGAGGGUUGCAACCGCAUGUCCUGCCGUUGCGGUGCUCAGAUGUGCUACCUCUGCCGGGCUGCCAUUAACGGGUACGACCACUUCUGCCAACACCCUCGGUCGCCCGGGGCGCCCUGCCAGGACUGCGCAAAGUGCUCUCUCUGGACAGAUCCCACAGAAGAUGAUGAGAAGAUAAUUCAGGAGAUUCAGAAAGAGGCUGAAGAGGAGCAAAGGAAGAAAAAUGGAGAAAACAGCUUCAAGAGGAUUGGCCCUCCUAUAGAAAAGCCCGUGGAGAAAAUUCAGAGAAUUGAAGUCAUCCCCAGACCUGUUCCUCAGAACCUUCAUCAACCCCAGAUACCCCCUUACCCCUUUGUGCACCCUCCCUUCCCACUCCCUCCUGUCCGUCCCCUGUACAAUAACAUCCCCCUCAACAUUGGCCCCAUCCCUGCCCCCUAUGUCCCCCCGUUGCCCAACAUGAGGGGGAAUUAUGAUUUUCCCCAGAUCAACGUUCAGCUGGAGCACAAUUUGCCUAUGCACUUUGGCCCUCAGCCUCGACACCGGUUCUGACCCAGUUCAAACAAUACUUGGUGUAGAGUCACUGCAGGACAAAGCCACCCCAGUAACAUCACCUCCUUCCUUCUCCAACCCCUCUGGGUUUAGCCAGCUGCAAGGGGAUCCACUCUGACUCGUGCCUACCUGCACUACACCCCUCUCUAGAGCUUCUCCGAACAUUUGCUAUCAGACAUUUCAGCCUUGGUGUUCUUUCCAAGGGUCUCUCCCUGUGUUGGCCUUCCAUAUAUUUUGAUUUGGCAAAGACUGUUCAGGCAAGUGUUAGGAGGGAUAGUGAGACUUCACGGAGUGCAGGGAUGCAACCAUUCCUCGGGGAGUUUCCAAAAAUCCUGCCUUCCUGCUUGCCAGAGCAGCUGCUGCACAGUUAAAUGAGUCUUGGGGGAGGGAGGAGAGACUUGGCAUCUGAGUAAGACCUUCAGGAACAAGAUUAUAGGAGUCAGCUGUUCUAACCGCCUGCUUGUAGAGAGGCACGAGGCUGGGGAUCCCAUGUUCCCCAGUAUCCUUGUAACCUGCUAUCACCUCCCAGCAGAAAAAAAAUCAUACAGAAUAAAGUCCAUCUAAUGGUUUUAGCUUUUCUCACUCUGCAAGCGGCGUGAGGGGAUGCAGCAACCAUCUCAUUGAGGUGUUGGUAGGAAGCUCAGAGCCACAUUCUGUCUCGGGGCUUUAGCAAGUAGCACCCUGAUCUUUAACUGAACAUACUCCUUUUGAAGGGCUCAGGUUCUUUUCCCCUAGAGGUGCGUCCCUCUCAGUUUCCAGAACGUGGCCUUCACUUUGCAGUUCUCAUCCGCCAUCCUGAAACUCCUCCUGCUUCUGGCAGCAGCUCUCAAACAGCUGGUAGGAGCACACAGAGCCGAAGCUACACCCUUUGUUGCAGAAACUCCCUGGGCAGAUACCUGCUUAGAUGCGUAGGCAGUGGUGUGCAAUAUGUGCUGUAGCAGAAGAAUUAGCAGCUACCGGUGCAGUUGUGCAUGUGGUGAGCCAAGAGCCUCUUUAGCCACCCCCCUGCCACCAAACGGGCGGCUGCAGCCUCCUGCUGCAGGAAGCGGGCUGCUUCCGCGGCGCUUAACUUCUGAAAACGUGUGUUUUGGCUGAAUUGGCUCAGGAAAAGUGUGUGAAAAGGUAAACACAAAUAUUGCUGGGCUUAGGAAGUGAGGAUUUGGGAAAAGCAAAACUUCCUUGUGAGAAGCUGGGGGUGCAGUUGCUGGGCUGCAGGAGGAGCCUUGGCACAAAGCCCUUUCCCCACAGCUCUUGGCUGCGCCAUCUGGUACAGAUCCCCUUUAGAAAAUGGUUGGAGAAGGAGCAGCCUCCUCCCAGAAAGGCUGAUUAGGUUUUAACAGCCCACUUGUGCUGUUGUUCCCCAAGUGGUUUGGUCUGGGCCGCAUCCUGCUUUGUCCUGCUGGGAACCCACUGGGUGCCCUUCCUUUCCAUUCUUCCCCCCAUGUUUGAGCAUUCAGGUGUCUCUUGGUUUGAUUUGCUUUUCAGGUAAAACUCCCUGCCUCCACCUCACGGCUUCGGGUUUGUGGCUCUCCGUAGCCACUCUCGGCACGGCGUCUCCUCGGGCAUGCGGUGAGCAGUGGGCACAGGGCAGUCGGUGGGAUGCUCCUGGAGCGAGGCAGCUUCCAUCAGGAUCUGGGACAGCACCAUUGUCCCCAGGAGGGUCUCCCAGAGGAGACUUCCAUGCCUCAUGGAGCUCAGUCAGCAAUUUAUCCACUCUUGCGCAUUGCCUAUGGGCUGACCAUACCCUGCAGAGUGCUCUGCUCCAGCUCCUUGGUGCUGUGGUCUCUCCAGCAUCAGUAACCACACGGUUUUCCCUCACCGCUUGCGUUUCCUUCAUUUUAAUUUAUUUCUAGAAGUAGUCUGGGGCCGCAGGAACUUUUAUUGCUUUGCUGUUCGACUGGGUUUAGCCAGGUUUAAAUCCUACAUUGCACCGAGUGAUUCCCGCGGUAGCCAAGCUGUCCCCUCAGAUCUGAGGAGCGAGGGCUGUGUUCACAGCGUAGUGAGUGGUGAGAAAGCGGACCCAGGGCAGGAGAGGCAUGAGGGGCGUGCCCUGAGGUUUUAAUAGCCAAGAUCUUGUGGCUCCAGGGCUUCUGGAGCGGGUGCCUUCCCCCGGCAGGGUGGGUAGGGCUGUCCCCCAGCUCCCGCUUGGGCAGCCGGGGCACAGCUCAGCUGCCAAACCAGUGGCCCAGAUGACAGCACAAACAUGGCACAACUGCUGUCAGUGUCCCGUGGAGCCUCAUAACUGGGAGCACUGGCAAAAAGAUGGUCCGGUCCCAUCUUUUGGUGGGCGUCUGGAGAUGUACGGGCAUCUAGAAUAGCUUUGGCAGAGAGAUGUGCAAGGAUGGAGUGAGAGAUGGAGAAGUGUCGGGCAGAGGUGGCAAGGGGAGGUUGGUGUCUGCGGUUCAUCCUCGUGGUUAGGAUGUGAGCGUCCUGAGUGGCGCAACAGUUGUGGAGGAGGCUGAAAGAUGUAGAAGGGGAGAGACCACUGUCUCCAUGUCGCCUGCAAAACCACGGGGUUUUUUGUGUCUGAGAAAAUGAUGCUUGCUCCGUGAUGCCCAGCGCCCUGAGCGAUGGGCUCAGCUCUGCACGUGGCCCUGGGGCGACGUGGGGCUCCCAGUGCUGCUUCUCUCCCUGAGGAAACAGGCAUUUCACCACGGAAUACGCUACAGCCACAGCACGUGCUGCUCCUCCCUUCUAACCCCAGAGACCUCGAGAAGCUGUGGUUUCCGAUGGAGCCAUUUGUGGUCUGCCCCGAUUCCUGCAUCCCCUUUUCCCUCCUGCGCUGCUGCCCUUGAAACCCUUUGCCCUUUCGAAGGCGGCAGGGAGGUCGCUGUGCCCGGGCUGAUCCGUAACAGGUACUCGGUAUGGUUGAUUGCAGCGUCCCGUUCUACUUGCCUUAAAGGUGGAGAGAGAAACUUAGUAUUUGCACUUAGCAAAACGUUGUAUUAAAAGAAAGAAACCCUGUAAAGAUGUGCAUGUUCUGCGACUUUGUAUAACGAUAGCUGAAAAGAAAUAGGUGGUUUAUUAAAAAAAAAAAAAAAACCAACAAACUAAAACAAAAAUAUUUUUCUUUACUUUCUGGUAGUAACCUGUUCUAAUAUUCUGUGUGUAAAAAGUUCCUGUUCAUAUUGUAAUUUGAAUUUUUGUAAAUAAAUUUGUGCAC
Molecule: messenger RNA, 6124 nt
Organism: Cuculus canorus (common cuckoo)
Lineage: Eukaryota; Metazoa; Chordata; Aves; Cuculiformes; Cuculidae
Gene: RNF216
Product: ring finger protein 216
Exons: 17
Coding region: 175-2961 (928 amino acids)
Molecular function (GO): zinc ion binding
Source: RefSeq, a predicted model, not a curated record